Molecule: messenger RNA, 1091 nt
Organism: Phragmites australis (common reed)
Lineage: Eukaryota; Viridiplantae; Streptophyta; Magnoliopsida; Poales; Poaceae
Exons: 1
Coding region: 247-828 (193 amino acids)
Molecular function (GO): acyltransferase activity, transferring groups other than amino-acyl groups
Source: RefSeq, a predicted model, not a curated record
CAAAGUGUGCACUAGUUCAUAUCACCGUAUGAUUCAUCAAGGAUCCAAACCAGAAGUUGGCGCACAUCGUCUCUGAAGGCUCAAGUCACCACCAUGGACACCUCUCGUCUCUGGUCAAUCCUGCCGGCUCGUCCAACCGCUACUAGUACUACAUAUACACUCGGAGCCUUGGGCGGAUACGCCGGAGUAGUGUGCCCGCAGGUAACGUACGGCCCACUGGAGCUCGAGCCUUGAGGUGACCAAUACAUGGAGCUCCAGGGAGGACCGCCGGAGGCGGAGCCGGAGAUCACUCUCCGCGAGUUCACGCUGUCCGACGCGGACGCGGAGGCCUUCAUGUCGUGGGCGUCCGACCCGCGCGUGGUACGCUUCCAGCGCCGCGACGCCUACACGAGCCUCGACGAGGCCCGCCGCUACAUCGCCGACCACGUCCUGCCGCACCCCUGGUACCGCGCCAUCUGCUUGGGCGGCCUCCCCGUGGGCUCCAUAUCCGUGAAGCCCGCGCCGGUCGAGGACGGCCGCCUGUUCAGGGCCUCCGUCGGGUACCGCAUCGCGCACGCCCACUGGGGCCGCGGCGUCGCGACGCACGCGUUGAGGGCGGCCGUGGAGGCCGUGUUCGCGGCGUGGCCGUGGCUGCUGCGGCUGGAGGCCGUGGCCGACGUCGAGAACCAGGCGUCGCAGCGCGUGCUGGAGAAGGCCGGGUUCGUCAGGGAGGGGGUCCUGCGGAGGUACAUCGUGCUCAAGGGCCGCCCCAGGGACAUGGUCAUGUUCAGUCUCGUCGACACGGAUCAUCUCGUCCAGAAGCCCGUGGAGUCCCAUGGGCCUGUCUAGUGUUUCGCGUUCCGAUGUCAUGGACCGCGAGCCUGAAUAGCGCAAACUUCUCUCCUUUUUUUUCCAGGGCAUGAGCACGCUCUGUGUUCUCUUUCGCUUGUCACAUAUGAUAUGUGAGUGCAAAAUAAAUUAAGAACCGUAUGAAUCGAAAAGUCAAAAAGGGUAUGGAGUGCAAGAUAAGAUCAUCCGAUAGUGCGCAUGCAUUGUUAGUUAGUUGUAGCAUCAUGUUCUUAUCCAUAUGAUCGUGACUCGUUUGACACUAA